AUGAGAUUAAUAAAACAAAAGAACUACUUUGAUAAUGAAGAAGAAGAUCUUGAUGAAAUCGAACGUUAUACCUCUGAGAAACCAGCCAAUAGAGAAAUCAAUGUGCUGGCAUGGUGGAAGGCGCACAAGACGCAGUUUCCUCAUCUUGCCCGCAUGGCUCACGAUUACCUGGCAAUCUCAGCAUCCUCUGUUGCUUCUGAACGUGCCUUUUCUGCUGGCGGAAGCAUGAUCACAAACAAGAGAUCCAGCUUGAUGCCUAAGACUAUAAGAGUACAAUGUCUCCGGUCAUGGAUGCAGGGACCAUUGAGAGAAAAGUUGGAUAACUAUGUGACAUGA
Messenger RNA from Ambispora gerdemannii, 336 nucleotides. NCBI's taxonomy places the organism in Eukaryota, Fungi, Glomeromycota, Glomeromycetes, Archaeosporales, Ambisporaceae. The record is from the annotation of a GenBank genome assembly.